Molecule: messenger RNA, 903 nt
Organism: Anguilla rostrata (American eel)
Lineage: Eukaryota; Metazoa; Chordata; Actinopteri; Anguilliformes; Anguillidae
Gene: ncbp2as2
Product: NCBP2 antisense 2 (head to head)
Exons: 2
Coding region: 334-651 (105 amino acids)
Source: RefSeq, a predicted model, not a curated record
GUGUUUUUGUAAUCAGUUUCGUAGUUCUGUGAUGUCGUCAGCUCCCAUAACAAAACAUAAUGUUGGGGAAAAUGAUGAUGCUGCUGGGGCAAAAUAAGCAAUAGUAGAGUAUUUAGCUCUACUGACGCCUCGAAAUUUAUUCAUUUAUUUUUGCGAAUUUGAUUGUAGGUUGUAGGUUUGGCAUAUCGGUCAACUCAAUCAACUGGAACGUUGCAAAAUAUAGUUCUGUUUUUCGGCGAACUAUAAUUCAAGGUGAACCCCUUAGGUUGAAGGUUCUCAAGCUUCAGACUACACUGAAAUGACAUCUGUGCCAGUAAACUGAUUAGAAGAAACAUGGUUCUAAAGCGUCUUUUGUUCAGCUUGCUUAAUAACGCGCAAGUGAUCGAGAAACUUUCGGAGUCUCGCCCGAUCAGACGAGCGGCACAAAUCACAGCUUUCGCCCUAAUCAAGGCACGAAUCGCUGGCAAGGAUGCAACGACCAGACUACUGAAGUCGGACACCGUUCGCCAAAUUCGCCAGGAAACUUCCGGGGUGUCAAAGGACAUUGGAGAGAUGGGAAGGAAAGCCGAAAGAGUUCGGCAGACAUUUGUUAAAGAGGUUAAAGAAGGUGUGAGAGACGCUUCGCGACAGAUAAAAAACAAGGACAAAUGAAACCAUCCAGUUUAGUUGUGUGAAUUAUGAAACCACCAAGAGUUCUAUGAAAUCUCACACUAGGCCUAUUCAGAGUUGAUCGCCAUACGUUUGCUGAUUAAUCUGCCACCAUGUGAUGUCUACAACGUAGUGUUGUUUUUGUAAUUGACAGCGAAAUGAAAUGGAAUCUAAUACUUCAAAAUUCAAUGUAUUGACUCCACCAAGAAUGGCCCUUUCUGUUUGAAUGUAAGAAUAAAUGUAUCUGUCGACGCA